CCAUAGACUCAAGGCUAGACUUUCACUCUCUGUUAUCAUGUUCCGAUCAUCCCGUGUCCUCCUCAGCGCUCUGCAACCCCACCGAGUGACCACCGGUAUCACCGGUCUCGCCGUCCACCCCGCUCCUCUCCCUCACCUCCUCCAGACUUACAAAUCCACCCUUUCCAUCGUCUCCCAACUCCCCAAAGAAUCCGUCUACCGUCAAGCCACUCAGGCUCUGUUGGAACAGCGGACAAAGCUCGUCGCAUCUGCCAACGAGGACGUAGCGAAGGUGGAGAAGGAGAUCGACGAGGGGAUGAUCGAGCAGGUCAUUGAGAUGGCCGAGGAUGAAUUGAAGUUGGCGGGCAAGAUGUUGGAGUGGCAGGCCCACGAACCGCUCCAGAUCAAGCCAUCUGCGGAUCAAUGGGAACCUAUCGGCCCUGAGCUCGGUCAGGCCUUUGGCGGUCCUCACUAGAUGAUCGAGUGGACGAGGGAAGAAUCGGGUUCAGAUGGAAAGAGCAACGAUUGAUGCAGGACUUGGAUGGGGAAGGAGAAUGAAGUAGGAGAAGGUGUAUAGUCGAGCUAUUAUGGAAUGAAUUGAAACAGACAAAAAA
Filobasidium floriforme is the source of this 593-nucleotide messenger RNA. Its product is annotated as NADH2 dehydrogenase. The transcript has 3 exons. NCBI's taxonomy places the organism in Eukaryota, Fungi, Basidiomycota, Tremellomycetes, Filobasidiales, Filobasidiaceae. Bases 38 to 454 code for a protein of 138 amino acids. Gene Ontology annotation, biological process: respiratory electron transport chain. The record is from RefSeq and is a predicted model, not a curated record.